This is a messenger RNA of Paramecium sonneborni, 3296 nucleotides long. The record is from the annotation of a GenBank genome assembly. NCBI's taxonomy places the organism in Eukaryota, Ciliophora, Oligohymenophorea, Peniculida, Parameciidae.
AUGUUGGAAUCUAAAAUUUAGAAACAAAUAAAUAAAUAAAUUUGUGAACUACAUCAUAAAAAUAAUUUUAUAGAAGAAGUUAAAAUAUUGAAUUAUUAAGGGGUAAUAGUUUAAAAGGAAUUAUAACUAGUAGUGGAAUAAAAAAUUCAAUUGAAUAUUGGUCUAAAGGAAGGUAGAAUAAAUAAUUUUUAAUAAUUAUAUUAUAAAUUACUAACUCUUAGAAAUAGGAUAAAAAAACUACUUAAACUUAGUAAAAAUAUGAAAAUUUAUAGAAAUAAUAAUUUGAAUAACAUUUUUUCAUUAAGAAUCAGUUUACUACUUUCAUAUUUAACUUAAAAUUUAAGAGAAUAAUAUGAAACCUAUUGUAAAAUCAAUGAAUUAAUUUAAAUUGAAGCCUAUCAAGAUGAUGAUUAUUUUACAAAUAUCUCUUUUACAACUAAUAAUGCGAUUUCUUUAAUCGCCAAUUUCAAGAAUAAUGGUUAAAUAACAUAGAAAGUAACUGAAAAAUAGAAAGCUUUCUUUGAAUUAGAUGAUAAUUUUAUUUUGACAAAUAUUUCUUAACUUCUUCAUCCAUCUUUUAGAUCUUGUCAUAAUUAAUUAAUGAAUUCUUAUUUGAAUAAAGGUAAAUCUAAAUUUAUUGGUAAAUAAAUUGAUACUACAAUAAGUCCUUUAAAAAAUUAUUUGAUUUAGAUAAAAUUAAUUUUAUAGCCAUAUUUUCCAAGUCAAAAAUUGAAUCAACUUUAAUUAAUAGCUUAUAUCUGCAAAAAUGAAAUAGGUAAUCAUGCAAUUUUGCAUUUAGAUUUAUCCUAUAGCAUUAUGGCUGUGAAUAAAAUAUUUUAAAGAUUUCUUGAUUAAUAUCAACUCACUAUUCAUAAAAUUAAUUUAUUUUAGAUGAUACCUACACUAAAGGAAAAUUUAAUGAAAUUUCAUUCUAUAAAUAAUGAAAAUAAAUAACUUUAUGUUUAAAAUUAAAUAAUUUAGAUAUAAAACACAUAUUCAAAUAUAACUAAUAAUCAACAUCAAAAUCUUAAUGUAUAAAAAUUGUUUAAUAAAAAUGAAUAAUUGAAAUAAUUAAAUAAUUUAACAUCACAAUCAUAUCAUUCUGUUGCAAUUGACGAUACUAAGUAAAUUGAUUAUGAGUUAUCUAUGUGUGCUAUUUAAUAUGAUUAUGAAGAAGAGAAAGAGUAUUAUAUUUAUUACAAGUUAGUGAUAGAUUUAACAUAAUUUAAUUAAGAACACAAUGUAAAUUAAGCAUGUUUAAUAGAUCAAGAUAUAAAUGAAAGAAGAGAAAAAAUAUAAAAGUAUUUAUUAACCAUAUUUUUAGAAAGAGUAAUUCAUUAUCCAAAGAAAAACAAGAUAUUUUAAGAUCGUUACAUUCUAAAACAAGCACAAUGAGUGCAAUAAAAUAAGGCGAUGAACUUUUACAAUAAAUUUCAUCAUCUUAAUUUCCUUCAUGCAUUACAAAUUUCUUAUUAGUAUCAACAUUAAAUUUGCUUAUUUCUAGUGCUUCUAUGAUUGUUAUUUAUUUUUUGUUAAUAUUAAAAAGGAAUGAAUAAGAUGUAUGCUUUAAUAGAUUAUAUUAUGGGACAGAAUUUCUUGAUUAUUAUGGACUUAUUUUGAAAGGAAGCAGACAUACAGUUUUUUACAGAGAUUUUCAUAAAUUUUUAAAGGAUGAAUAAAGCAUAGACUUUUUUUAAGAAGUAGCACUUAUAACAAUUAGCGAUAAAAUCACAUUCUCAUUGAAUCUUUACCAAAAAAAUUGUUAAUAACUUAUUAGACUUUAUGAAAAUUAUAAAACAUAUUUAGAUAGUUAUUAAGAGUAAAAGAAAAUUAAUUUCAAGUAUGUCGAUUAUUUUAUAUCAAAGAUAUAAAUAUAAUAAGUUGAAACUUAAGCCAAAUAUUAUGAAAUAAUGAAUUAAUUGUUCUAUUUGGCAAUUAAAACAUUUGGUGGAGAUGCAUCAAUAUAUCUAUCUGGAUCUUAGGAUACAUUUCCUUAGAUAAAUACAAGAUCAAUUCUAUUUUUGAAUUUUAAUGAUGUCUGCGAUCUUACUGCUCAAUUUAUAGAAUCUUGUUUAUAAAAUAGUAAGGAUUACAAUAAUUAUUUUGACAAUUAAGUUUAAGUAAUCUUUAUUAUUAUUUAUACUGUUCUUUUUUUCAUAUUCAUCUUAUUACUUUAUUUAUUAAAGAAUAUUUAGAGGAAGUUGAGAUAGAUUUUAUAGAUUUAUCUAAGAUUAGAUAAUAGAGACAUUGAUUCUGAUAAUGAUAUAUUGGAAUAUAUAAACUAAAAUAUAAAAAUAGAAGAAUUUUGGUAUAAUACUAAAUUUUUCAAUAAUUUUUAUGAGAAAUCUUAAGAAACUUAAUUUCCAUAAGAAUCUAAUUAGAAAACAUUAAAUUUAAAAUUAGAUGGUAAAUUUAUUUUAGAAUAUUAUUAUAUAAUACAGAUAUUUAUUUUUGGAUUUAUCCUAAUUUUUUUAUUAACAUUUUAGUUACAAUAUAAUAAUUAUUCAGGUGAAAUUAAUCCAAUUGUGAACUAAGCUUUGAGUGCUGUUUAAAUAAGACUUAAUUUUAUUGAAUUAAUAAAUAAUUGGGAUGUUUAUAAUCACAAAAGGUUCUAUUAAUAAUUUUAUAAUAAUGAAAGAGAUAAUGUGAACAUGAACUAAAAUAUAAAAAGUGAUAAUUCUAUUUUUUCUUUAAUAGAAAUAAAUAGUACUGAAUUGAAUAGUAAUAUAUUUUUAGCAUCAAAAGAGCCCUUUACUAGUAUAGUUGAGAAUCUAGAUAAUUAAUAGUAGGAAAGUCUUUUAAUGAAGGAUAUAUGUAUAUUUUUGAAUUGUUCAAUGAAUAAUGAGAUAUUUGAAAAUAGAAGGUUGUCUGAAUAUUUGGUAAAUUAUUUUUCUGUCGGAUUAAUUUAACUUUAUUAAUAAACUAUUUCAGUAGUGAGGAGUUUGGGAUUGAUAAAUACAAAUUAAAUGAAUAGUUUUUUUUUAGAUUAAAUUUAUUCAAAAGAAUACUUUAUAUAUAUAUUUUGGGGUUUAGAUGCUACUAAUUAUUAAUUGAAAUUAUUUUCUGAUUUUUUAAUAUCAAUGGCAAAAGAGAAGCUCAAUAAAGAAACGGAUUUAAUAAUAAAAAUGCUUAUAGGAAUAGGAAUAAUGAUUUAAUAGAUAAUCUUAAUUUUGACAUGUAGUAUAGUAUAUUUUGUAAUUAAUAAUAAUAAAAAUAUAAAGUUUUGUUUAAGAUUUAUUCCUUUGAAGACAUUAAUGAAUAAGAAUAUAAUGAAAUAGAUAAAAUUGAUUAUUUGA